This is a messenger RNA of Epithele typhae, 1911 nucleotides long. RefSeq lists its product as uncharacterized. Bases 1 to 1911 code for a protein of 636 amino acids. The record is from RefSeq and is a predicted model, not a curated record. The transcript is spliced from 4 exons. Lineage: Eukaryota; Fungi; Basidiomycota; Agaricomycetes; Polyporales; Epitheliaceae.
AUGCGCCUCCCGAGAGCAGCUCUCCUCGUCCCUGUCCUCGCCACCCUCACCGUCGCGACCACCGUUCCCUGUGCGUACUCCUCUUCGGUCGAGUGCGUGUCUGCGCCUCCCCACCAGCUCCUCCUUCCAAGAGACGGCGACCACCACCAUCAUGGCCAACCCCUCACAGAACUGAACGAAACCGAGGUUACCAUGUACCACGACCCGACGCCGCCAUCCUACUACUGGAUCGACCUCGUGGAGACGGGCGAUGAGAAGCGGCAUCCAGGUCUAAUGGCUCUGCACGUGUUGUUCAUGUCCCUCGCGUUCUUCGGUGCCCUCCCAAUAGGCAUCGCCCUGCGUUCGGUCAAGCACGCGUGGCACGGAGCGACUGUCGCGCUCUUCUACACCUUUGUGGUCCUUGGCCUCGCCGCGGGCGGGCUCUACAAAAAAUUAACGCCUGGCAUGUACGAAGGCAGCAAGCAUGGCUCCCACGGCUAUCUCUUCCUCCUCGCUGCCGUCGCCCUUUCCGCCUUCGACGUCGCCGCCAUCGUCCUUCGUGCCGUCAGCUAUCUCGCGUCUGUCCGCCAAGGCGAGGAGCGUUUCGCGUUCAGGACUCUAUGGUCCUACGUCGUCCUCGAUCGUGACCAGCACCUCCCUUCAACCGCAGAUGAGUAUGUCGGGCUCACCGAGGCCGACGAUAUGGACGAUGUUGAACUCAAGGCCCACAAGGCUUCCACCGAUGGGCAAGAUACCCGCCACACGCGUUUCGUCGAGCCAAUCCAGACCGACAUGGACGAGACUGCGCGCUGGGCACACAACGUCCACCGUCACUCGCGCCAGCCCUCAUACCCCCAAUCUGCGGCCUCGGAGCACACUCUGCUUGGCGGGCUGCACUCUCCUCGCCACUCUGACGAGGCGCUUGUUGACUCUAGCCCCGUAUACCCGUGGCAAGGCAAGCGCGGCCGCGCGCUCCUCGCCGUCAUCGGCCGCGCAACGUUCGCGACCCUCGAGCGCUCUCUCGUUUUCGCCGGCCUCAUGCAGACCAUCACCGGUAUUGUGGUCUACACCGGUGGCUGCCGUGGCAGUUACCUCAAUGGAUGCCUUGCCCAUCUCAUCAGGCGCAAUCUUCUGGUGCUAUGGCCUCAUGACGUUCGCCCGCUUCCUCGGCGCCUUCUCCGACCUUGGCUGGGCAUGGAACCGCGCCCCGCGCCACCACGGCAAAUACCCACGGCCGAGUUCGUCGAGUCACUAGUCAUCUUCCUCUACGGUAUCACCAACACCUGGAUGGAGCGCUUCGGCGCGCAUCCGGGCGACCCGUACACGACCAAGCAGAUGCAGCAUAUCUCAAUCGCCGUCAUGUUCUGGUUCGCCGGCCUCGUCGGCCUCGGCAUCGAGUCCAAGCGCAUUCGCCGCUGGCUCUCCGCAGGCGCAACCUCCGCGCUCCCUGCCGCGGUGCGCUCGCAGGAGGCGGUCGCCGAGCCACCGUCGUACAUCGCGUCCUUCAACCCCUUCCCGGCGCUGUGCAUCGGAAUCACCGGUGCGGCGAUGAGCGCGCACGCGCAGGCGUACCUCUUCCAGGUGCAGAUCCACAUGGUCUGGGGCUACCUCCUCACCGGCUUCGCCCUCCUCCGCUGCAUCACGUACGCCUUCCUCUGGCUCGGCCCGCCCCGCUCGAUCCUGCCCUCGCGCCCGCCGACGGAGGCGCUCGCCGCGUUCCUCCUCGCCUGCGGCGGGCUCGAGUUCAUGUUCUCCACCGAGGAGCUCACGAUCGCCGCCAUGCGCCAGGGCCGCGACGACGUGAUGAUGUUCCUCAACGUCGGCGUCGCGAUCACGUGUCUCGCGUUCUGCUGGACGCUCUUCGUCGUCGGCUUCAAGGGCUGGCUCAAGAGCCGCACCCACGGCGCGAUGCAGUUCCACAGCUCCGCGUGA